GAGUAUAUAAGUAUUUAUAUUGAGGGUUUUUUAAAACUUUUUAUAUUAAUGUGGGGGCCCAUUUUUAGAUUUUAAACCGGGGCCUCCAAAUUUAUUAGACGGCCCUGCUAGCCGCCUAGGCGCUAGGCGUUGGGCUGGCGCCCGACUAGUGCCUAGCGCCUUUUAGAACAUUGAUACUACCUCCGCCCCCUAAGAUUAGGACAAAGGAGGGUGAUGCGAUUUUUAUGAAAAGUGAAGUUAUAUGGUUGAUAAUGAAUUAGUAAAAAGUAAAAUUAAAGAAGAAAAGAAUUAGAGACAAACAAAUAUUACCAAAUAUGAUAUGCGACAAAUUUAGUGAGACGGAUGAAAAGGAAAUUGAGAAUUAUAGUGGGACAGAGGGAGCCUAACAAACCACGACUCACUUUCUCUCAUAUUAAUGUUUUCAUUUUGUUUCGAAGUUAUACAAAAAGUUCUAUUGUGAGUUUGUGACGUAAAAAGUAAAUUCAGAUAUCAUGAUGAAAUUUAGAAUAAGAGAUUCCACAAGGUUAAUCUAAGCAUAAAAGUAUUAAUGAAAUCCCUAUUUUGGGACGGAUAGAAAAAUAGGCAUGAAUGUUAUGCAAGUAACGAUGAUGAAAACCAAUGGCGGAGACUUGAAAGUUGAAAGUUAGGAGAACUUUUAUAUUUUUUGCAAGGUUUCGGCUUCCGAGAGUUUUGAGAUUUCAGUCGGCAAAAACAGAACCAAGGAGAUGGGUGAUGGAGGAUAAGCGCAUGCCUAGAGCAAGGAAGAGAUCGUCGUUUUGCCUCAAGCUUAUUAAAGUAUGGAGAUGGAGAAAGAAGAUGAAGUCAGGGACAACCACUGGGUCUUUGACCAGUUGGACUUGAAGGAAGAGGGUGGAGCUUUAUUGAAUUGGUUCGUCUCCCUCUUAAACCGCCGCUAGGGAAGAAACGAGCGACUAAGGUUUGAAUGCUUCUUUUAAUUAUUUUUGCUUGUUUCAUUUGUAUUUUUUUGUUCAACACUUACGGUAUAAUUUUGGGUUUGUGAUUUUAGUUAAUAGAUUGGAAGAAAGCAAUCAAUCUGUUUCGGCCAAUAAUAGUUUUUAAUCUCUCGCAUGUUCAACGAUUAGUCUUGUUUAUUGUUGGACAGUUUACUCUAUGUCUCAUCAGAGAGUGAGACUGUGAGUCUAUUGGCUAUAAGGAGUCUAGAGGGAAGAUCGAUCCGAUCUCAUUAUUUAGAAGGCUCAAUGUUUGGAUGUUUAAAUUGUUUCAAUGAGAUUAAUAUAUAAGCAGUUUUCCUUUCAAAAAAUAUCAGGGGGGCCUAGGGUUCUUCUAGCCCCUCCCUAUCUAUACCAUUCAUGAAAAUUGAAAAUUGAUUAAUAGUCUCGUGACUCUCAAACAUAUCAAGUUAUACCGAAUCCCUUUGUGCCUCACGCUAGAUAUUUCGUAUGUGAUGUGAAUAUCGAUCUCACUUUCAUUUAUAGUACACUAGAGCCAAUUCAGUUAGAUCUGUUUAAGAUGUAUAAGCAAACAUUUUGGGGCAUAUUCUAGCUUAGUAAUACCCUAUACGAUUUAAUAUCACCAAUAAUGUAAGGGAAAGUACGUAGUGAUCAUCAUCAUACUUUGGAUGCAAACCUUUUCCUACCUAAAUUAUUGGGACUUUUGCACUUAAAUUUCACCUAACUAUAGAAGUAACAAAGCACUAGGGUUUUCACCUCAAGAUGAAAUCAAAUCAAAUGAUGUCUCAAAUAUAAUUUCAUGUACUUGUACAUGUCGCUCCAUUUGUCGGUUAGAAGAUCUCAAGCCAUAUCUGAGGUAUGGCUAUUUGCUCAUGUCACGCGCACGUCAUCCGCUGCUGGAUUAGGAUACUACCGAGAUGCUUUAGAUCGCUUGUGUGAUGAUCAGAUGACGUGGAUGCCGUACACUGAUGAGAUUUUAGGGCUGUUGCCUCCUGUUGCCCGAGAGCACACUGAGAUAUGGCGAGCACGUGUGCCCUUGAUAUGUUUUGAUGUAGUGGAGCAUCACUUUCCUGAUCGCAUACUACGCCAGUUCGGGUUGCAGCAGAUUACUCCCAGACCUUGUGAUACAUCUGUGGAUUUGCACAAGAUUGAUAGACGGGGGAAGCACACUGAAGAUUGGGGGAUGCGCCAUAUUCAGUAUAUCACUAUGUGGGAUGAGAGAGCGGCGUAUAUAGUGGACGGGAUCCCAUCAUUAGUCCCCACAGCUUCUGUAGACUACAUGAGAUGGUAUUACACCAUCACACGGGUGUUUAUCUCUCCCAGUUUUCGUUUACCCACUAAUCAUUACCAGCCUAGCUCAGUCUCUCUUCAUAUGACGACACGGGCUUUGCGUAGCAUCCAUGACAGAGCGACUGCUAUACUUGAUGAGGCGGUAGAUGUACAGGGAUACCAUGACGCUUGUUCAGGCAUUGUUUCACUGUGCGCUGAUGUAUUGGGUCGAGUGGAUUAUGGAUAUAUGGCCACCUCUCAGCAUUCCACCGCAUCUACAUCCGCAGCAGGGUCUUCUCAGGCAGUCCGACGUGAUAGAGUUGUUCUUCAGCCUCGUAACCAGCGCAGGCGUCCCCGAGCACAGCCACAUGAACUUCAUGAUGAUGAUGAUCACAUUGACUUAUGAUGUUUGUAUUUAAAUUAUUGUGUGAAAGUUGUAGCAUGCACUGGCAGAUCGAAUCAUUUUGUGAAACACCAGAUUUAUUAUAACUUUUAUGGUUUAUACUCAAUUUUGUGGUGCAUUGAUUCGUUUUGUGAAAGUUUCACAAUAUGUAGUUUCAUUGAUUCGUUUUGUAUUUUGGAUGUAUGUUGUCAUGUAGUUUCAUUGAUUCGUUUUAUAUUUCGG
Cuscuta epithymum is the source of this 2826-nucleotide messenger RNA. Lineage: Eukaryota; Viridiplantae; Streptophyta; Magnoliopsida; Solanales; Convolvulaceae. The record is from the annotation of a GenBank genome assembly.